Callorhinchus milii (elephant shark) is the source of this 2779-nucleotide messenger RNA. RefSeq names its product L-threonine dehydrogenase (gene tdh). The transcript has 9 exons. Gene Ontology annotation, biological process: L-threonine catabolic process. The coding region runs from base 100 to 1227 and encodes 375 amino acids. Lineage: Eukaryota; Metazoa; Chordata; Chondrichthyes; Chimaeriformes; Callorhinchidae. Gene Ontology annotation, molecular function: L-threonine 3-dehydrogenase activity. The record is from RefSeq and is a predicted model, not a curated record.
CGCCCAGACACAGACACGGGGACGGGGCUGCGGUCACCAGAGCCCCGGGGGCACAGGAGCCGUUUUGGAGGGCGAACUGAUCGCUAAGGGACUUGCAGAAUGCCUGUCUUCAGGAGUUUAGCCGGGGCAGCCAAACAGGUCCUGCUGAGCCCGGGCUGCAGUUGUCAGACUCCAGCUCUGACUGUGGCUGUCAGAGCCAUGAGCUGGUCACCACGACAAGUAAAUACAGACGCCAGCUUCCACUCCGUUUCUUUCGCUGAAUCUGAUCACCCUCGAGUUCUAAUCACUGGUGGUUUAGGCCAACUUGGAGUAGGACUUGCAAACUUACUAAGGAAACGCUUUGGUAAAAACAAUGUAAUCCUGUCUGAUAUCAGGAAACCCCCAGAUCAGGUGUUUCAUAGUGGUCCAUUUAUCUAUGCUGAUAUCUUGGAUUACAAGAACCUGCGUGAGAUUAUCGUCAAUAACCGGAUCACAUGGCUCAUUCAUUACAGUGCAGUGUUGAGUGCAGUAGGGGAAGCAAAUGUGCCUCUUGCACGUAAUAUUAAUAUAACCGGUCUGCACAAUAUCUUGGAUAUUGCUGCUGAGCACAACCUUCGUUUAUUUGUUCCCAGCACGAUUGGUGCUUUUGGACCAACUUCACCCAGGAACCCAACUCCUGAUCUCUGUGUGCAGAGACCACGGACGAUCUAUGGGGUUUCCAAGGUGCACGCUGAGCUAAUGGGCGAGUAUUACCAUCAAAAGUAUGACUUGGACUUUCGAUGCCUAAGGUAUCCUGGCAUCAUUUCUGCAGAUACCCUGCCUGGUGGUGGCACAACAGACUAUGCAGUCCAAAUUUUCCACGAUGCUGUCAAGACCGGGAAGUUUGAGUGUUACCUGGAACCCAAAACAAAGCUUCCCAUGAUGUACAUACAAGACUGUUUGCGUGCAACACUGGAAAUCCUCGAAGCACCAGCAGAGCAGCUCACAAUGAGAACUUACAAUAUCAGUGCGAUGAGCUUCACUCCUGAGGAGCUAGUGACUGAAGUCCGAAAGAACCUGACAGACCUUAAAAUCACUUACAAGGUUGAUAAAGUACGGCAGGAAAUUGCUGACAGCUGGCCUAUGGAGUUUGAUGACAGCAAUGCUCGCAGAGACUGGAACUGGAAGCACGAGUAUGAUCUUCCAGAGCUGGUGUUCACAAUGCUGAAUUUUAUUACAAACGACCAGGAGAUGUUGCGAGCAAACUGACUGAGCAAGAAAGGUUUGAAGGACCAGAAACAAUAGAGGAGUCACUGUACAUAAGUAUAUGAUGGAAAGCGUAACUCAAUUUAUGUAAAUAGUUUUCUUUUCAGUACUUGAACUAGACAGACUUCCAGACUGCUGGAACUUGAUGUUCUUCUCAUGCGAAGAUGAGAAUUUUUGAACUUUCUUGCUAUUUUUUGGUAAACUGGUGUGAAGAACAGUAACACAAAAUCCAUUGACUCAGUGGCUGAAGAAAUCUGACUUUGUUAAUCAUUCCUGGCACCAAAGGGCUUUCAACCUUACUGUAACUGUAAAGAUUCAUAAUGGGAAAUGUUUCAAAACUUCUAUGGACACUGCAGUGUGUACCAGUGACUUUUUUCCCACUGGAUGGGGAUUAAACAGGGCGAAGAAUGUUGCAUUCAUUUUAAAAUUAAAUUGCAAUCUUCCACCAGCUGACAAUAAGCAAAAAAUAUUUCUUCAAAGUGUAACCUAUAUCUCAAAGUGAUUUGCACAAUAGCAUUUUUACUCUUUGGCCUUUGAAUAAUGUAUAAACGUCUUUUGCUAAAUGUAGUUGGAUGAAUAAAAAUUGUAGUUUGCUUAAUUACAAUUUUUCCUUUUGAAGGUUUUUUUUAGAAAAAAGACCCAACUGACCUCAUUGACAAUUUCCAAAAUGUUGGGAUCUGCGAGUGUAUGCUGAAUUUGAUGCUUGACUUUUUGUAGAAAGUAAUAAUGUAAUAAAUAAUUCCCAUUUCAUUGCCUCCAAGAUCAAAUGGAGUUGAAGGGUAGAAUCUAACAAAAACAGAGAGAGCUAGAAAGGAAAGUGAGUCAUCGUUUUGGAUCCACGACCCUUCGUCAGAACUUAGAAUCUCUAGGUUGAAAUAACUGACGCAAGUUUGGGGAAAGAACAGAUAAAUGUUAAUGAAAGGAUUUCUCUUAAAAGAGCCAGCACAGACACAGUGGACAGUCUGUGUUGUAAAUUACUAUUGUUCAUUGAUAAUUGACUUUCAAAUUCAAAUGCCACCUGCAGUACAAUUCCAGAUGUAGGUAUAUUAGCAGCUACCCGAAUCUUACACUGUGUCAAGGGUCCUCUGUCUUUGUGUUAAACCUUCUCUUCUGCUGAAGAUUUAAUGGCAUUUUUACUUCCGUAAAAUGUAUUGGCAUGAAUGUGCAAAUCCUAGAAUUUAGAAAAAAGCUGGCUACUAGUGUAGUGACUGAAAUUUUUUUUUUAAAAAAACAAAAAAGCAGCUCCAAUACUUUUUUUUUUGCACUUGACACAAUCUGCAGGUUGUCUAUAUAUUUUUUAGUCCUAGCCAUUUUUUAAAUAUGUAUGUAAGUUUUCAUUGGAUCAAUCCAUAAACCUUGGUUGUCUUAGUUUGGGCUGCUUGUUGCUAUAAAACCAUUACACGGAGAAAUUAUUGCAGUGUGUUUGAAUCAAUUCGGACAUCCAAAGUUCAUUGUUAUUCAUUUUGAAUUGAAUGUUAAGUGAAGAAACCAUUUUUCUGUAUAUGAGCAAGAAAACAAAAGGCCACUAUUAAAUAGGUAUUGUCAAAAAAAAAAA